UGAAUUGCCGAAAAACAUAUUUUGUACAAUGAGAGAUGAUGAAAUAAAAUUUGCUGUGGAAUCAGACAAUAGGAUCUUGGACUUUGGAAAGCGACUCUUUGAAAAGCAUGGUCAUGAGCCCCACAAAUUUCAGUACAUUUCACAGAAAUUGAGGGAAUUAGGCAGGUUACUUGUAGUUUGUCGCAGAGCAAGUGUAGACCUUAAAUGGAUAGAUGAUGUCCUAAAUAGCAAGAACUGGAGUCUUUUGAUUCAGUGUGUUAAAGAAGUGUCUGGAUAUGACUGUCACAGCCAUUCAUAUGUCACUCCAUCUUUGGCUCUGAAACUUGGCCAUAGUCUGCAGAAAUGUGCAAAGUUCUUAAGAUCAGAGGGAAUAAAAGAGGAAGACAAUGACAAAGUUGUGAGAGCAGAGCAUUUUUUGGACCUGUAUGAAACAGACUGGAAUGAUGAUAUAUCUGCACAUGCACUAAGCUCCUUGGAUGAAAGAAAAUAUAACAAGCCCCUUCUUCUACCCAUUGUCAAAGAUGUUGUCAAACUUAAUACAUUUCUUACUUCAGAAGUGAAGGUUUGUUGUAAAGACAUGAAGGAAAACUGUGAUGACAAAUCAUAUGCUAGACUGGCACAAUUGUGCCUGGCCCGUUUGAUUUUAUUCAACAGACGUCGAAGUGGAGAAGCAGAGCGGAUGACACUUAAAGGAUUUUUAGAUGCUGAAAAUGGAAGUGGGAAACCAGAUCCAGUAGUAUUAAGCACUCUAAACGAGUUUGAAAGAAAACUGUGUGGUACUCACACAAGAGUGGAAAUAAAGGGGAAAAGAGGGAGGGAAGUAGCUGUAUUAUUAACUGAAGAGAUGAAGAAAAGUAUCAAGAUCCUGGUUUCACAUAGAGGGAAGGCCAAUGUAGUUAAAGAUCUAUUGUUUUCAAAACCUGGUGACACAAAAUUCCCAUACAGGGGAAGCGAUUGCCUGAGGAAAUUUUCAAAGGAAGCUGGUGUUGAAAAUCCACAAGCAUUAACCUCAACUAAAUUGAGGAAGCAGCUGGCAACUUUAGCACAGAUUCUAAACCUUAGUGAAACAUCACAAGACAUAUUAGCAACAUUUCAAGGUCAUGAUAUAAGGGUGCACAGACAGUUCUAUAGAAUGCCAGAAGACACUAUGCAGGUUGCCAAAGUUUCAAAAGUCCUUCACAGCAUAAACAACGGAACAAUAGGAAAAUACCAGAGGAAGGACUUCGAUGAAAUCCAGCUGGCAGACAAAGAUAUUUUCAAAACAAAUUCUCAACAGUUGGAAAUGUUAGAAGCUGUAGAAAGUGAAACAGACAGUAGCUCAGAGGGGGAUGAUGAGGAGCCUAGUGAAGAGGAGAGCGACACUGAGUUAGAGUCAGCUAAGAAAGAUGUUGAUACAGAGGAAAAGAAAUGUAGUAAAGCAAAAACCCCAGAAAAGGAAGAAAAUGGCAAGAAGAAACCUGAAGCAUUAAAGGCCAGGCACCACUGGACUAGAGAAGAAAAAAGUGCCCUCACAAGACAGUUCAAGCAGGCUAUUGCCAGUGGUAAAACACCUGGACAGUUAGAAUGUCAAACUGAUAAAAAAGAACCAUGUCUACACAAAUUUCAAUGGAAGCAAAUAAAGUUUUGUGUAAAAAAUAUGAUCACCACUUACAUGAGACAAUCAAAGAAAUUUGCUGGAGAUGAACAUUUAAUUUAGAUUACAAUGUACAUAUAUUGACAAUACAUAAUGUAUCACAUCUUUUCAGGACAUUUUGUUUCAAUUUUUCUAAUUUGAUACUCGGAUAUUGAAAAUCUUGAGCACCUUGAAGGAGGAAUCAAAGAAUAAUGCACAAUAUCCGUGAGUGUAGUGCCAUUUAAAAUCAUUUUAAAAAGUCAAGAAUUAAUUCUGAAUUUAUUUCUCUUUAAUAUUGGUACUGUAAUGAAUUCAUGUGUCUUCAACAUGACUUAUGAGGCAAAAUAUUUUGUUUUACAAGCACAGAUAAUCCAUUCAAUUUAACUCUAUAAAAGUUGUAAAAAAAUUACGAAGACAUUAAUUUUUAACAAAAUUUCUGCCACAUUUUUGUUUUAAGAUAAAAAAUAUUGGGUUAAGCUGAGACGUUGGUAAAUUAACCAUAUAAUAUGAAAAGCUGAUUGAGUGGUGUAUCUAGAUUUUAAAUUUGUUAAAGAGCUUGUUAUUCUUGGACUAACUUAUCAACAAAGCUUUAAACCUGAUUUAAGCUACAUGAAAAUCUGGUUUAAGCUUCUUUGGCUCAAGGGAAAACAGAAGUAGUCACUGGAUCAUUGUGGUUCCUCGGGUCCUGUGAAAUAGACAGUCCAGAUUUCAAAAAUCAUCUCUGUAUCUAAAAAAGCUGGUAAAGAACAGUUUUGUUAAAUUUUGAUUAUUAGGAGAUCUGUUGCUCUCGGCCUCCCAUACCAGGGGCGAUGUAGUGGAGCCUACAUCAGUCGAGUGAUAUUAGAUUUAUCCAAAAUGUCAUUUAUAAUUUUUUCCUUAUUGCUUAGGCAUAUAGGCAUCUUAUUUUAAUAUGCAAUAGAUUUACCAAUCUGUCCUUACUUACUGAUGUGAAAUUGUGGUUGUCUUACAUAAUAUUAACAGUGCAUGUUGUUAACUUUCACAAUGUACCACUGAUUAACCAUGAAACACACCAUAUACUGUUGCAAACUACCUUUGUGGCUGAAUGGAUCAACUGAAAGGAAUUGUGUUUUUAUAUAUACCUACGAAUCUUGUAUUGGGAUUGUUAAAAUGUUAUUGAUGCUGAAUGUGAGCUUUAUUUCAUGUUGACUGUAUGUACAUUGUAGAACUGUCACCUGUAAAGCAGUUGAUAUUCUUGUUUUGUCAUUAUUAGUCCCCUACCGUUGAAACCAAGUGGACUAUAGGUUUUGGUUGAAGUUUUAUAAUAGCACACCAUUCACUUAAUAAUGGUAUAAGGAUGCUGAUUCUUUGCAUAGAGGUUCUUUGGGUGUGUGGCAUUACUUUUGUACAGUUAAAAAUGGAUUUGAUUUUUUUUUACAUUUUUGCAAUAUUAUGGACUUAACUGUUUUUGCUUUAUUCUUGAGGUCAAAGUUUUGGUUAAAGUUUUAUAAUGGCACACUAUUCACUUAAUAAUGGUAUAAGGAUGUUGAUUCUUUGCAUAGAUGCUCUUUAGGUGUGUUGCAUUACUUUUUGUAUGGUUAAAACUGGAAAAAAAUAUUUUCAUUUUUUUUAGAUGUUUGCAUAUUAUGAACUUAACUAUUUUCUCUGUAUUCUUGAGGUUAAAGUUUUGGUUGAAAAAAUAUUUUCAUUUUUUUCCAUAUUAUGGACUUAACUGUUUUCUCUGUAUUCUUGAGGUAAAAUUAAGUUUUGUAAUGGCUCUCCAUUCACUUAAUAAUGGUAUUAGGAUGCUGAUUAUUAAUUGUGAGUAUUAAUGAAUCAAUAUAUACAUCUAACCUACUGGCAUAUAGAUAUUUAUUUAUCUAACAUGUUCAAAAAUAGCACAUGGAAUUCCUAUAAAAUACACUUUUCCCUUCUAUUUUAGAAGAGGUGAUUUUUUUCAUUCACCAAAUUAGACAUAACUUCAAAUAUGCCAGAUGAACAUAGCUGGAAACUUUAUUAUUAGUUUUUAGCUCACCUGGCCCGAAGGGCCGGUGAGCUUAUGCCAUGGUGCAGCG
Messenger RNA from Pecten maximus, 3645 nucleotides. RefSeq lists its product as uncharacterized. The record is from RefSeq and is a predicted model, not a curated record. Lineage: Eukaryota; Metazoa; Mollusca; Bivalvia; Pectinida; Pectinidae.